AUGUGGAACAACGGCCAGAUUGCGCCGCCUGGCACCGGCGGUUCGUCUAUCCCGCCACCGCCGGCGGCUCAGCCCUCUUACACGGUAUUGCCUUCCCCGGCUGAUGCCGAGGCCAGGCUCGAAGAGAAGGCCCGGAAAUGGCAGCAGCUCAAUUCCAAGCGGUACAGCGAUAAGCGCAAGUUCGGCUUUGUCGAGUCGCAGAAAGAGGACAUGCCUCCUGAACAUGUCAGGAAGAUCAUUAGAGACCAUGGGGACAUGUCUUCGAAGAAAUUUCGUCAUGAUAAACGAGUGUAUCUAGGAGCACUUAAAUUUGUUCCACAUGCAGUCUACAAGCUCCUUGAGAAUAUGCCAAUGCCUUGGGAGCAGGUCCGUGAUGUGAAGGUCUUGUAUCAUAUAACCGGGGCAAUUACAUUUGUGAAUGAGAUACCCUGGGUUGUUGAACCCAUCUAUUUGGCUCAGUGGGGUACGAUGUGGAUUAUGAUGAGAAGAGAGAAGAGGGAUCGUCGACAUUUCAAAAGAAUGCGGUUUCCGCCAUUUGAUGACGAAGAACCUCCAUUAGACUAUGCUGAUAAUCUGUUAGAUGUUGAUCCCCUAGAGCCAAUUCAACUGGAGUUAGAUGAAGAAGAAGAUUCCGCUGUGUAUACUUGGUUUUAUGACCAUAAACCUCUUGUUAAGACAAAGCUCAUUAAUGGUCCAAGUUAUCGGAAGUGGCAUCUUUCGCUUCCAAUCAUGGCAACCCUUCAUCGACUUGCAGGACAGCUACUUUCUGAUUUGAUUGACCGCAAUUAUUUCUACUUGUUUGACAUGGAGUCCUUUUUCACAGCCAAAGCACUGAAUAUGUGCAUCCCUGGUGGACCUAAAUUUGAACCUUUGUAUCGGGAUAUGGAGAAAGGGGAUGAGGACUGGAAUGAGUUUAAUGACAUUAAUAAACUCAUUAUUCGGUCACCUCUCAGAACAGAGUACAGAAUUGCAUUCCCUCAUCUCUACAACAAUAGACCCAGGAAGGUAAAGCUUUGUGUGUAUCACACACCCAUGGUGAUGUACAUAAAAACCGAGGAUCCUGAUCUACCUGCAUUUUAUUAUGAUCCAUUGAUACACCCAAUACCCAGCACCAACAAGGAGCGGCGUGAGAAGAAAACUUUUGAUGAGGACGAAGAUGAUGUUUUUGGUUUACCAGAGGGGGUGGGACCAUUUCUACAAGAUACUCAGCUUUAUACUGACACCACAGCUGCUGGAAUCUCCCUCUUGUUUGCGCCACGCCCUUUUAACAUGAGAUCUGGUCGGACACGUCGAGCAGAAGAUAUACCCCUUGUGUCAGAGUGGUAUAAAGAACAUUGUCCUCCAUCGUAUCCAGUUAAAGUUCGGGUCAGCUAUCAGAAAUUGCUGAAGUGUUUUGUGUUGAAUGAGCUACAUCAUAGACCACCUAAGGCUCAAAAGAAGAAACAUUUGUUUCGAUCUCUUCAAGCUACUAAAUUUUUCCAGACUACAGAGCUUGAUUGGGCUGAAGCGGGUCUUCAAGUUUGUAAGCAGGGUUAUAACAUGCUAAAUCUAUUGAUUCAUAGGAAAAAUUUGAACUACCUUCAUCUUGAUUAUAAUUUUAAUCUGAAGCCUGUGAAAACACUGACAACAAAAGAGCGUAAGAAAUCUCGGUUUGGUAAUGCUUUUCAUCUUUGCCGUGAAAUCUUGCGGUUGACAAAGCUUGUAGUUGAUGCUAAUAUCCAGUUCCGUUUGGGUAAUGUUGAUGCCUUCCAAUUGGCUGAUGGCUUGCAAUACACAUUUUCUCAUGUUGGUCAGUUGACUGGAAUGUACCGUUACAAGUAUAGGUUGAUGCGGCAGAUUAGAAUGUGCAAGGAUUUGAAGCAUUUGAUUUACUAUCGGUUCAAUACUGGGCCAGUUGGGAAAGGACCCGGAUGCGGGUUCUGGGCACCAAUGUGGAGGGUAUGGUUGUUCUUCCUUCGGGGCAUAGUUCCUCUUCUAGAACGGUGGUUGGGAAAUUUACUUGCAAGGCAAUUUGAAGGGCGGCAUUCGAAAGGAGUGGCAAAGACUGUAACUAAGCAGCGUGUUGAAAGCCAUUUUGACUUGGAGCUUCGAGCUGCUGUCAUGCAUGACGUUCUUGAUGCCAUGCCGGAGGGCAUCAAGCAAAAUAAGGCAAGAACUAUCUUGCAACAUCUGAGUGAGGCGUGGCGUUGCUGGAAAGCAAAUAUUCCUUGGAAGGUUCCUGGUUUGCCAGUUCCUAUUGAGAAUAUGAUUCUUCGUUAUGUCAAAUCAAAGGCAGACUGGUGGACAAAUGUUGCCCACUAUAAUCGCGAGCGCAUAAGAAGAGGUGCUACAGUAGAUAAGACAGUUUGUCGGAAGAAUCUUGGAAGAUUAACUCGUCUUUGGCUAAAGGCAGAGCAGGAGCGACAGCACAAUUAUCUGAAAGAUGGUCCAUAUGUUACACCUGAAGAGGCAGUUGCAAUCUACACGACAACCGUGCACUGGUUGGAGUCGAGAAAGUUCAGCCCCAUUCCGUUCCCUCCAUUGUCAUACAAACAUGAUACAAAGCUACUUAUCCUUGCUCUGGAGAGGCUGAAGGAAUCUUAUAGUGUGGCUGUAAGAUUGAACCAGCUUCAAAGAGAGGAGCUGGGUCUCAUUGAACAAGCCUAUGAUAAUCCACAUGAGGCAUUGUCACGAAUUAAGCGUCACUUGCUCACUCAGCGUGCCUUCAAAGAAGUCGGUAUUGAGUUCAUGGAUUUGUAUAGCUAUCUUAUUCCAGUUUAUGAGAUUGAACCUCUUGAGAAGAUUACGGAUGCAUAUCUUGAUCAAUAUUUAUGGUAUGAGGGUGACAAACGUCAUCUCUUUCCAAACUGGAUCAAGCCUGCAGAUUCUGAGCCACCCCCGCUUUUGGUUUAUAAAUGGUGUCAGGGAAUAAACAAUUUACAGAGUAUAUGGGACACAAGUGAGGGGCAGUGUGUGGUGAUGCUUCAAACGAAGUUUGAGAAGUUCUUUGAAAAGAUUGACUUGACAAUGCUAAAUAGGCUUCUACGUCUUGUCCUUGAUCAUAAUAUUGCUGAUUAUGUCACUGCAAAAAACAAUGUGGUAUUGUCUUACAAAGAUAUGAGUCAUACAAAUUCUUAUGGUCUUAUACGUGGUCUUCAGUUUGCAUCGUUUGUUGUACAAUAUUAUGGACUUGUGUUGGAUCUGUUGCUUCUUGGAUUGACUCGAGCCAGUGAGAUUGCUGGUCCACCCCAAAUGCCAAAUGAGUUCAUCACUUAUUGGGACACAAAGGUUGAGACUCGGCAUCCUAUCAGGCUGUAUUCUCGAUACAUAGACAGGGUGCAUAUCUUGUUCCGCUUCACUCAUGAAGAGGCUCGGGACCUUAUCCAGCGAUAUCUGACUGAGCAUCCAGAUCCCAAUAAUGAAAAUAUGGUUGGAUACAAUAAUAAGAAAUGCUGGCCAAGAGAUGCUCGAAUGAGGCUCAUGAAACAUGAUGUCAAUCUUGGGAGGAGUGUUUUUUGGGAUAUGAAGAACCGUCUUCCUCGAAGUAUCACCACUUUGGAGUGGGAAAACAGCUUUGUUUCUGUUUACAGUAAGGAUAAUCCAAAUUUGCUAUUCAGCAUGUGUGGGUUUGAAGUUCGGAUACUUCCCAAGAUAAGAAUGAGUCAAGAAGCAUUUAGCAACACAAGGGAUGGGGUCUGGAAUUUGCAGAAUGAACAGACAAAGGAGAGGACUGCAGUUGCUUUCUUACGGGUUGAUGAUGAACACAUGAAGGUGUUUGAAAAUCGUGUGAGGCAGAUUCUUAUGUCUUCAGGGUCUACAACUUUUACAAAAAUUGUCAACAAAUGGAAUACAGCACUUAUUGGUCUUAUGACUUACUUCCGUGAAGCAACUGUACAUACACAAGAGCUGUUGGAUUUGCUGGUCAAGUGUGAAAAUAAAAUACAGACCCGUAUUAAGAUUGGGUUGAAUUCAAAGAUGCCUAGCAGGUUUCCGCCUGUCAUUUUCUACACACCAAAAGAAAUCGGAGGACUUGGUAUGUUAUCUAUGGGUCAUAUAUUGAUUCCACAGAGUGACCUCCGAUACAGUCAGCAAACGGAUGUUGGUGUGACUCACUUUAGGAGUGGAAUGAGUCAUGAAGAGGACCAGCUGAUUCCAAAUCUUUAUCGUUACAUACAACCAUGGGAGAGUGAAUUUAUAGAUUCACAGCGUGUUUGGGCAGAAUAUGCACUGAAAAGGCAGGAAGCUCAGGCACAAAAUAGGCGUCUAACGCUUGAAGAUUUGGAAGAUUCAUGGGAUAGGGGAAUUCCACGAAUAAAUACUUUGUUCCAGAAGGACAGGCACACUUUAGCAUAUGACAAAGGGUGGAGAGUUCGCACAGAUUUUAAGCAGUACCAAGUCUUGAAACAGAAUCCUUUCUGGUGGACACACCAGAGGCAUGAUGGAAAAUUAUGGAACUUAAACAACUACCGAACUGAUGUUAUUCAAGCCCUUGGAGGUGUUGAGGGAAUCCUUGAGCAUACAUUAUUCAAAGGAACAUACUUUCCUACUUGGGAGGGGCUCUUCUGGGAGAAGGCAUCUGGUUUUGAGGAGUCGAUGAAGUAUAAGAAGUUGACCAAUGCACAAAGAUCUGGGCUCAACCAAAUCCCCAAUCGUAGGUUUACUCUUUGGUGGUCACCUACCAUAAAUCGUGCCAAUGUUUAUGUCGGUUUCCAAGUGCAGCUAGAUUUAACUGGAAUCUUCAUGCAUGGCAAGAUUCCGACCUUGAAGAUUUCACUGAUUCAGAUAUUCCGUGCUCACUUGUGGCAGAAGAUUCAUGAAAGUGUUGUCAUGGAUCUCUGUCAGGUUUUGGAUCAAGAGUUGGAUGCGUUGGAAAUUGAAACAGUGCAGAAGGAAACAAUACAUCCCAGGAAGAGUUACAAAAUGAACAGCUCCUGUGCUGACAUUCUUCUGUUUGCUGCUCAUAGAUGGCCAAUGUCGAAACCUAGUCUAGUAGCUGAGCCAAAGGAUGUGUUUGAUCAGAAAGCUAGCAACAAGUACUGGAUAGAUGUACAACUCCGUUGGGGUGACUAUGAUUCUCAUGAUAUUGAGCGUUACACCCGAGCUAAGUUUAUGGACUAUACCACUGACAACAUGUCUAUCUAUCCUUCUCCCACAGGGGUGAUGAUUGGUCUCGAUUUGGCUUAUAAUUUGCAUUCUGCAUUUGGUAACUGGUUUCCUGGGUCAAAACCCCUGCUUCAGCAAGCAAUGAACAAGAUAAUGAAAUCAAAUCCAGCCUUGUAUGUGCUGAGGGAGCGAAUAAGGAAAGGAUUGCAGCUCUAUUCUUCUGAGCCCACGGAACCAUAUUUGUCAUCCCAAAACUAUGGAGAGAUCUUCAGCAACCAAAUUAUUUGGUUUGUUGAUGACACAAAUGUUUAUCGUGUUACGAUACAUAAAACAUUUGAAGGAAAUCUCACGACAAAACCCAUCAAUGGAGCUAUUUUCAUAUUCAAUCCAAGGACUGGUCAGCUGUUCCUGAAGGUUAUCCACACAAGUGUCUGGGCAGGACAGAAGCGUCUUGGUCAAUUGGCCAAGUGGAAAACUGCUGAAGAAGUUGCUGCACUUGUGCGCUCUCUGCCUGUUGAAGAACAGCCGAAGCAAAUUAUUGUGACUCGUAAGGGAAUGUUGGAUCCAUUGGAGGUUCAUUUGCUUGAUUUCCCCAACAUAGUCAUAAAAGGAAGUGAGCUGCAGCUUCCUUUCCAGGCUUGUCUGAAGAUUGAGAAAUUUGGUGAUCUGAUAUUGAAGGCAACUGAACCGCAGAUGGUUCUGUUCAACAUUUAUGAUGAUUGGUUGAAGAGUAUUUCAUCAUACACUGCAUUCUCCCGACUAAUUCUGAUUCUUCGUGCACUUCAUGUAAACAAUGAGAAGGCAAAGAUGUUAUUGAAGCCUGAUAAAACAGUCAUUACUGAGCCACACCACAUCUGGCCUUCUCUUUCUGAUGAUCAAUGGAUGAAGGUCGAGGUUGCUCUAAGGGAUCUCAUAUUAUCAGACUACGCAAAAAAGAACAAUGUGAAUACAUCGGCCUUGACACAAUCCGAGAUCCGUGACAUUAUACUUGGAGCUGAGAUCACUCCACCUUCUCAACAAAGGCAGCAGAUUGCAGAGAUAGAAAAACAGGCUAAAGAAGCCAGUCAGCUGACAGCAGUCACAACAAGGACUACGAAUGUGCAUGGUGAUGAACUCAUUGUCACCACUACGAGUCCCUAUGAGCAAAAUGCUUUUGGUUCCAAAACCGAUUGGCGUGUCAGGGCAAUAUCAGCCACAAAUCUAUAUCUUCGUGUCAAUCAUAUAUAUGUGAAUUCAGAAGAUAUAAAGGAAACGGGUUACACCUAUAUUAUGCCAAAGAACAUUUUGAAAAAAUUCAUCUGCAUUGCGGAUCUGAGGACACAAAUUGCCGGUUAUUUGUAUGGGAUAAGCCCUCCUGACAACCCUCAGGUUAAGGAGAUUCGUUGCAUUGCCAUGGCACCACAGUGGGGGACCCAUCAGCAAGUUCAUCUUCCAUCAGCUCUUCCUGAGCAUGAUUUUCUCAACGACUUGGAACCUUUGGGAUGGAUGCACACGCAGCCGAAUGAGCUUCCUCAGCUUUCUCCUCAGGAUCUCACCACUCAUGCAAAGAUUUUAGAGAACACCAAGCAAUGGGAUGGGGAGAAAUGCAUCAUCUUGACCUGCAGCUUCACUCCAGGUUCCUGCUCGUUAACUGCAUACAAACUUACUCCAUCUGGUUAUGAGUGGGGACGUGUCAACAAAGACACCGGAAGCAAUCCUCACGGAUACCUUCCCACUCAUUAUGAGAAGGUCCAGAUGCUUCUCAGUGACCGCUUCCUUGGUUUCUAUAUGAUUCCGGACACUGGGCCAUGGAACUACAACUUCAUGGGGGUGAAGCAUACGCCUAGCAUGAAGUAUGGCAUCAAGCUUGGGACCCCUAGGGAGUACUAUCAUGAGGACCAUCGGCCAACCCAUUACCUUGAGUUCAGCAAUUUGGAGGAGGGUGACACAGUGGAGGGUGAUCGCGAUGAUACCUUCACAUAA
This is a messenger RNA of Prunus armeniaca (apricot), 7044 nucleotides long. The record is from the annotation of a GenBank genome assembly. NCBI's taxonomy places the organism in Eukaryota, Viridiplantae, Streptophyta, Magnoliopsida, Rosales, Rosaceae.